AUGUUACCAGCAUUAUUAGUAUUUAAAGACCCCAAUAUGUCGGAAACAACGAAUUCAAUAAUUUACAAAAAUGUAAGUAAGCCAGAGGAGUUGAAGAAUCUGGGCGUGAAUGCGGUACUAAUACAGCUUACAGCAGCAAACUGCGGCUCAUACAAGAACCUCACUCAAUUCAUCAACGAAUAUUCAACCAAUAAAGAAAUCUACGUGGUCCUUCUUGAUCUGUCACAGACAAACGAACUGUUGAAGCGAAUUAUGAUCCAAUUCAGUGUCAGAAGACUGCCAUUUCUGCUCUACACCACCGUGGACCUGGAACCAAUUGACAUGAUUUGUGGAUUCAACGAAGAAAAGGUCUCAAAUUUGUUAGAGAGCUAUGACAAGCAGUUUGUUCCUACACCUGAAUUCUAA
This is a messenger RNA of Enterospora canceri, 405 nucleotides long. The record is from the annotation of a GenBank genome assembly. NCBI's taxonomy places the organism in Eukaryota, Fungi, Microsporidia, Enterocytozoonidae.